Molecule: messenger RNA, 1740 nt
Organism: Sphaerodactylus townsendi
Lineage: Eukaryota; Metazoa; Chordata; Lepidosauria; Squamata; Sphaerodactylidae
Product: IQ domain-containing protein H-like
Exons: 10
Coding region: 413-1558 (381 amino acids)
Molecular function (GO): protein binding
Source: RefSeq, a predicted model, not a curated record
AGGUACGCUAUAUUGAGCCCCAUUUCGCUUUCCGUCUGGGGCUGUGCGUGUUCACUGAGUUUUCGAACUCGUUGUUUAGGUUCAAGAAGAUCUGCAGCAGUUGAAGGAAAAGCUCCAGGAUAUCAGCCAAGGCUGGAAAGUCGAGCACGUGGAAGACCUUGAAGCUGCUAUUGAAAAAACAGAGAGCGGAUUAAGGAAACACACAGAGAGGUAUUUAAACGCUAUAAACGCUUCCGUGUUAACUAUUUCAUCAUCUGAUAAUGCAGGCCUGUCCUCAAAACAGAUUUCCGGAUGGGGAACUCCUGUGGUGGCGGUGCAGAAGGAGAUAACGUUCCCUGAGACGUCGGCCGUUUCUGCUGCGCAUGGCCCCUCCUCGCCACACACGCCUUCACGUACAAAGAAGCUGUCGGCGAUGCUGAAGAUCCUGCGUGACCCACAAAACGUCCAGUACCGAAAGAUUCUAAGUCAGACCUACGGAGUCAACAUGCCUCUUGUGAGUCGGCGGAAGAUGGCUCCCGUGCCCUCUCAGAAAGUAGCCAGGGGUGUCACGAUGAGCAACCUCUCAGUGGCUCCGCCUUCCUUCCAUUUGGGCAGUUCGUGCUCUGUGUUGCCCCUGACCAGGAGGGAUGCCCAGAAAGGGAUCCUGAGUCUAAUUGAAAGGGGUCUGAUCCCGCGGGCGGCCAAGAUUACUCUAGAGAAACCUCUUGUUCUGCCCAAACCGGCUCCUCUCCAUGAUCCUCACACCAAGCACAAGAAGCCAGCUGCAGAUGGAAGUGCAGAGAGCAAGAAGCCGGGGCCUCACACGUACCCAUCCCUCAGCCACACCAGCAAGGGCAGCAAAGGCACCAAGGGCAGUGUCGCCCCACCCCCCUCCUGCACCUCCAUGAUGUCCCUCAAGAAGCACCAGCUCAUCCCAGCCAUCCAGAAGCGGGGGGCGGCCCUUCACCCUCUCUGCCUGACAAAGAAUCUGCCGGAGGAAUUUGAUUUUCUGAUUCACAAGGGAAAUAUAGACUACAAGGCUCCUGAUCUCAUCGCGUUCAAACAACACUGCUGCUUGUUCUGGGGGAGCGCCCUCGCCUUCUUGGAACACGUCGCCAGCCGUCUGAAAGAUUACGCCGUGACUUUGGCCAUCAUCAGGGGGAAGAAGGUACUGGAGCUCCUCCUGGACUUUGAAUUCCGCCAGCGGCUGACCCAGGAGGAGCUCCUUUCCGUGAUCAGGAACAGCAUAGCUGUGCAGAAGCUCUUCAACCGGCCUGGCCAGAGGUACAAAGGUCAGAACGGCGUCAAAGCGGCGGCCGCCAAGAUCCAGGCUACGUGGCGGUGUUACAAGCUCAGGAAAGCCUAUGUCGCUUUUUGGAAGAGGCAGUGGGCCUCCGGGGUGAUCGCUAUCUCGUGGCUGGUGCAUGUGCAGAGGAACCGGGUUCGAAAGACCCUGUGGGAGUCACGGCAGAAGCAUCGGGAGAAUUUCUGCAUCCGGGCCAAGCAUCUGGCCGCCAACUGGAAUCGCAUCAGGGCCUCUAAGAGGACCGUUAUCCAUAUCCCGUCAUUAGAUGAUUGAAGUCCUAAGUCAGCUGAUUGUCGACUACCCAGAAGUGAAACGCUGGAUUUUCAAAGCGGAUGGCGACUUUGGGGGAAACGGCACGGCCUACUGCGACGUCACCGCACACCUCAAAUGUUAUUCUUGGGUCUGCAAGGAGCGCCAAAAACACAGCCUCGAGGUCUGGCAGAACAGAUGGGCAC